Molecule: messenger RNA, 5490 nt
Organism: Engraulis encrasicolus (European anchovy)
Lineage: Eukaryota; Metazoa; Chordata; Actinopteri; Clupeiformes; Engraulidae
Gene: spag1b
Product: sperm associated antigen 1b
Exons: 19
Coding region: 126-2975 (949 amino acids)
Biological process (GO): axonemal dynein complex assembly
Cellular component (GO): cytosol
Molecular function (GO): protein binding
Source: RefSeq, a predicted model, not a curated record
CUGAGGUGCGCUUACCAGAAGCUAAACAGUUUGUCAUUUAAAAGAAUUAUUUUCACAAAGACCAGGACCCACUCUUGACAGCUGUAAUUAUUUUAUGAUUGUACAACGCCCUUCUCUGUUUAAUCAUGAGUGCUAAAGUGGUGAACAGUAUUCUGAACACUGAAGUGGUGGACUAUUCUAACAAGAUUCCAGUGGAGCAUCUGGAUUAUGGUUAUAUUGAGAAGUGCACUGAUGUGAAAUACCUGGAAAAGAUCUUAAAAGUUCUAAGGUCUGGAGAAGAAGGCAUUUACCCUCAUCUUAUUGACUACUGUGAGAAACACAUUGAGAAGCUCGACCCUAAGAGUCGCGCCCUCCGAAAAGACAAACCUGUGUCCUCAGCAGCAGCCCUACCCAGUGAAGAAUGGAACCAGAUUUCAGAGGAACUCAAGAGCUGGGAGACAGAGAUGCGGGUGGGUGAUGUGCAGCUGAAACAGCUUCCCUUGUUUGCUGACGAUGAAAAUGUGCCGCCCAUUCGAGGCUCUAACUGCUCCGUUCAGGGCACGUCUGCCAACGGAGAGAAAAAGAAGAAGGCAAAAAAGCCCCCUGUCCCCCGUGAUUACAGGGAGUGGGACAAACUUGAUAUUGAGAAAGAGUGUGCCAAAGUUGAUGGGAAGUCAACCGGUGAUGCAACCCGUACUGUCAUCAACCAUGGUCGCCCUCAAAUUCAAAGAACACUGCGCACAAGCUCAUUGACUGAUCAAGAAAAGACUGUUCUAGCAAACCGCGAGAAGGACAAGGGCAACGAGGCUUUCAAAGCCAAUGACUAUGAGGAGGCAGUGGCCUAUUAUACAAGGAGUCUGUCCAUUAUGCCCACGGUGGCAGCUUACAACAACAGGGCCCAGGCAGAGAUCAAGCUGCAGAACUGGCACCGGGCCCUCAACGACUGCCAGAAGGUGCUGGAGCUGGAACCAGCCAAUGCCAAAGGUCUGCUGCGCCGUGCCACUGUACAGAAGCACCUGGAAAACCUGCAAGUGGCCGUGGAUGAUGUCAACACCGUCCUUCACAUGGAGCCACACAAUGAGAUCGCAAAGAAACUCCUUCAUGAGCUGAAGAAGAAGAUGGCAGAAAAGGCCUCUGGCAGCAGGCCAUCGAAGGGAAAGAAGAUGUUGAUUGAAGAGAUAGAGGAGGAGGAAGAAGAAGGACAAGAGGAGGAAAUGGAGGAGUGUGUUGAGCGAGGCAGCAGCCAGGCGAGUGCGUGUGGGGAGAGCAGCAGGAGCAGCGCGUCGGCCGCUACAGGAGAGGAGCCAGGCGACAUGGGCAACGCGCAGAAGAAGCCCCACGGAGCCGCCGGCACAGCAGGAGGACCAGGAGGAGGUGCCGGGGGUCCCAGGACGGGGGGCAGGGGGGGCCACCACCACAACGCAGACAAGUACACGGCCACAGCGGACAGCAAGGCGGGCAAAGGGCUAGCCAAUGGCAACAGCAACCACCACGGGGAGAGCCAGGGCGCCGGCAGGCCAGGCGGGGGCGAGAGUAAGGUCAAUCUGGACGCCCCCGCCGGCAACCUGCCCCCGCCACUGGCACGCCUCAAGAACGAAGGGAACCACCUCUUCAAAAAUGGACAGUUUGGGGAUGCCAUUGAGAAGUACUCCAAAGCUAUCGAGGGCUACGCAGAAGCAGGUGUUGACAGCCCAGAGGACCUCUGUAUCCUGUACUCCAACAGAGCAGCCUGCUACCUGAAGGAUGGGAACAGCGGCGACUGCAUUUCAGACUGCACAAAGGCCUUGGAGCUGCAGCCGUUCCAGCUGAAGCCUCUGCUGAGGAGAGCCAUGGCCUACGAGUCCCUGGAGCGCUACCGCAAGGCCUACGCCGACUACAAGACCGUGCUGCAGAUCGACAUCAGCACGCAGGCCGCCCACGACAGCGUCAACAGGAUAACGCGGAUGCUGAUAGAUCAGGAUGGUCCAGAGUGGCGUGAGAAGCUUCCUGAGAUCCCCAUAGUGCCCCUGUCUGCCCAGCAGCACCGCACAGAGGAGCCCCUCAGCGCAGAGGAGGCCCAGGCACGCGCACAGCGCAACGCAGAGGAGGCCGCUCGGAAAGCGGAAGCUCGCUUCUCACUCUUCAAGUCGGAGGGAAACGAGAUGGUGAAGAAAGGCCGCUACGAGGACGCGGCGGGGAAGUACAGCGAAUGCCUUAAACUCAAACCCAGCGAGUGUGCUGUAUACACCAACAGAGCUCUGUGCUAUGUGAAACUGGAGCGCUUUGCGGAGGCCAAGCAGGACUGUGACUCGGCCCUGGGCCUGGAGCCCAACAACAAGAAGGCCUUCUACAGGCGAGCCAUGGCACACAAGGGACUCAAGGACUACGUGGCGUGCAGUAGUGAUCUUCAGAAGGUGCUGCAGCUGGACCCGGGUGUCCAGGAGGCGGAGAAGGAGCUGCAGGAGGUGAAGGAGCUCCUCAAGCAGAGCCAGAGUCUGGCCACCGGCUCCCCAGCCAAGGCACGACGCACCGUACCCAUCACAGAGGUGGAUGACACAGAGGUGUCACCCAGCAAAGGCCAGCAGCAGCAUGACUCAGCCCCAGAGCAGAACCACGUCAACCAGACGACGAGCCCCCUCAACCAGCCCUCAAACGCCUACGAGUUCGGCCAGGCACUGAGCGCAGCGCGGUCCCACGACGACACGGCAGCCUGCGCCGAGCUCCUCCGCUUCGUCCCCCCGGAAACGCUUCCCUCGUACAUCGCAAACCAGCUGGACGGCCAUACUGUAGCGUUUAUCAUGCGGGCGCUGGACGGACACCUCCUGCAGAAGGACCCCGCCCUGGUGUACCGACACCUUAACCACCUUCACACCGCCGAGCGCUUCUCCGUGGUGCUGAUGCUGCUAGACAAAGAGGAGCGCGCCGGGAUGACUCAGCUGUUUGAGCACCUGGCGGCGCAGGAGAGCGAGGCCUUCUCCAAGGACGACGUGCAGAACUUGGCCAACAAGUACAUCUGAUCCCAGACCUGUACAUCAUCCUACCUAACCUAGACAGACAAGACAAGACAUCUACUGUACCCUCUGCAUGUGUCUCUCUCACCACACAGGGAUCUAUGCAAAAAAACAGACCAUCUAUCCCCAGUCCGCUCCAUCCAUCAAGAUCAAGAGUAACUACUCCAACACAACACAUCCCAAAGCAAUAAAAAUGUAUUCAUUAAUAAUAACCAACAGAUGCAUCAAAGCACUAUACGUACACGACAUAACCUUUCACACGCAGAGAAAAAUGAGAACUGAGCAGGAAGACGGGGGUCCUUUGUGAAGACCCUGCUGGGUGGAUAACUUGCACACCAAAAUGAACUUCAGAGAAAAGAAGCCAUGUUUUGUCUAUGAUAAAGCCAUGAUGAGGAAGACCAUGCUGGGUCUACUACGGGCUACAGGAAGAGGGAGAAAACAAAAUGGACUCUUAAUCGGACAGUGUUUUUUGUUUGUUUUUUGUUUUGUGCUAUCAAUGUUUUUUGUGUAUUGCACAGGAUGGAGUCAAAAGGCAGUGGGUGAAGUAAAGUGUGUUGACAGACUUGAUAUGUGUAAGAAGUCAGUGAGGUGGGAUGCAGGAUGCAGGAUGCUGGAUGGGGUGUGUGUGUUAGCAUUGCAGUUGAAGUGCUAGCGUUGUAUUGAGAAUGAAUAAAAAAGCUAUUUUGUGCAGGCAGCAGACAGACAUCCGCGACCGUGACAGUUGGCUGGAUAGAACAGGAACUAGAGACAAAAAGAGAACCAUUUACUAGUCUCUUUUGUGGCAUCCCCAUUCAUUUGCGCAUGACUGGUUGUCCCCAUUGGCAGAGGAGCCCAGCCAUGCUGCGCCCAUGACUUCCACUCCAGAACACACAGCUGGCUCUCAUGCAGCCAGUCAGGCGAGAGGGGAUUCCUCUAGCUCUCUCUGUCCCACUUAGCACUGCAAUAUACCGAGGGAACCAUAGUCGUCGGAAUGCCCUGUCCGACCCUGUGUAGCUAUAGAUAAAGAAUUUCAACAUGCAGUUGUAUUGCUUACUCCACACUUGACAUGUCAGUACCCAAAGAUGUUGCCUUUUUUUUUUGUUCAGCCCUUUUCAAGAUCCUAUUUUGAGUAUGUUAAUACUCCCAAUAUCGUUUUAGAUAAAUGCCCUCAUUAGAAUGGCCAGGCUCUUGAAAAGGCCAGAACAUCACCAACAAAAAUGCAGCAUCUUUGGGUCUGACAAGUCAAGGGUUGGAAGGUCUAUUGAAAUUCGCCAGAAAUCAUGAACAUCAACACAGAUUUCUGUUCUGUUAGUUCUCAGAGGGGGUCCUACAGAAAGUUUGUUAACACAGGAUAUCCCGGAUGUAAAUGAUAACUAGUAUUGGACUGAAACCAGAAAUUAUUUCCCAACCACAAUAGAUACACAAUUGAUGAUGUUAGUCAUUUUUAUUUCAACACUUUCAUUGAUGUUAAGGUAAAUGGACUCUUGUUAGGCCUUAACAGUUGGUUCAGGUUCCUCAAGGCUUAUUACACGGGUACCCGGUUGUCAGAGCUGUUUUGUUAGUUUAUUUAAUGUAAGCUCAAGUCAAACACUCUUCACUUAGCAAAAUCUUUUCUUUUUUUUUGACAGGGCCAAAAUGCUGUAAGCUUGUGUUCAAGCAUGAGUUGACAAAUCCUGGGGGAACUCAAGAGGGUUUCUGUGACAGGUCUACGUGGCAAUAUGUUUAUAAGUGCAAACAAACAAGUCUAUAUAAUAUAUAUUUAUACAUAUAUAAAUAUAUAUAAUUACAUUUAUUUUUCCUUGUAGACUUUGCAAGUUAAUUCUAUUAAUUCUGUGUAAGGUAGAGUUCAGGAAAAGUACUUGUGCAUAGUUUGUGUCUGAGGUGACCGGAGAGGCUAGGCAUGCACACGCAUGUGUGUGCCUUGGAUGCUUGCAGCUAGGUCGGCAUGCAGGUUUGAAUCUGACACACACCCACCCCCUCCCCCAUCCGAGGCAGACAGUAUGGCUAUUUCUCAAUGUCAAGUGUAUGAGCCUUGGAAGUGUGUCAGCCUAAUUAGUCACGCUGGGUGAUUGGAUACUCAGCAGAGUUCACCAAAGACUAUCCAAUCACUUCGUGAUUACGAAGGCUGAUAUACUUGGAAGGAUGCACACUAGACUUUGAGAAAUGGCGUCUGUGUUUCAUGGAUUUGUGGAGAAUGAAAUGCUGAUGCAAUAUUUGGAUGAAUGUACUGUGGUAUGGUGAAUAAGAACCAGAUCGCAUUAGCGCUGAGAAGCAAUAUGUGGCCCGGCUUCUCUCUUUGUUUUUUUGUUUUUUUGUCUCCAUUGCUUUCCAGUCAAAAGUGUUCAUUGUUUUACGAUUGUAGAUUCAUGAGAUGUGUAAAAAUUUGUAUUUUAAAAAAAGGUGAAGGUUUAAAUUGUAAUUUAAGUAUAUACUGGAAUAACAGAUUCUCUAUCAAGUCAUAUUUCUAUAUAUAUACACAAUACCAUACACACACAUGUGGGAAGAUGUGGUUGCCACAGAAAUAAAACGUUUUAUUUCCUGA